Messenger RNA from Arabidopsis arenosa, 5471 nucleotides. NCBI's taxonomy places the organism in Eukaryota, Viridiplantae, Streptophyta, Magnoliopsida, Brassicales, Brassicaceae. The record is from the annotation of a GenBank genome assembly.
AAAACCCUUUUCUCUUACUCUCUUGUCCGAAUCAAAUCCGGUUGCUGGAAAAGGGAAGCUUUGUCGUGGUGGGGGGGAAGCGGAGGAGAAAAACCCUAAUUUUUUCGAAUCGUGGAUCUCUAAGUUUCUGAAUCGGGUGGUGGCGAUUUUGUGUCUUUGUCCGCGAUGGCGGAAUUAGGGCAACAGACAGUGGAUUUCUCCGCUCUUGUUGGUAGAACCGCAGAGGAAUCGUUCCUUUCUCUUAAGGAACUUGUGGAAAAGUCUAAGUCGACGGAGCUUUCUGAUAAUGAAAAGAAGGUUAGCCUCCUUAAGUAUGUUGCUAAGACUCAGCAACGGAUGCUCCGCCUCAAUGCCCUCGCCAAGUGGUGUAAACAGGUUCCUCUUAUAAAUUACUUUCAAGACCUUGGGAGCACAUUAUCAGCUCAUGAUAUAUGCUUCACACAAGCUGCGGAUUCGCUGUUUUUUAUGCAUGAAGGUCUACAGCAAGCUCGCGCUCCUGUAUAUGAUGUUCCCUCUGCUGUUGAGAUUUUGCUGACAGGUUCUUAUCAGCGCCUGCCAAAGUGUCUGGACGAUGUGGGGAUGCAGAGCUCUUUGGAUGAGCAGCAACAGAAACCAGCUCUAAGAAAGCUGGAGGUUCUUGUACGUUCCAAACUACUUGAAAUCACACUUCCAAAAGAAAUAACAGAGGUGAAAAUUUCUAAAGGUACAGUUACCUUUUCUGUCGACGGGGAAUUUAAGGUUCUUGUUACUCUUGGUUACCGAGGGCACCUAUCCAUGUGGAGGAUAUUGCAUUUGGAUCUGCUUGUUGGUGAAAGAAGUGGCCCCAUUAAACUCGAAGUGACAAGACGGCAUAUCCUUGGAGAUGAUUUAGAGCGCCGAAUGUCCGUGGCAGAAAAUCCAUUCACAAUAUUAUAUGCGGUGCUCCAUGAGCUGUGCGUUGCCAUUGUCAUGGACACAGUCAUAAGACAGGUCCGAGCUCUUCUCCAGGGAAGAUGGAAAGAUGCAAUUCGCUUCGACUUAAUUUCAGAUACUGGUACCACGCCAGCGAACCAAGAAGGAGAGGCAGAUUCUGUUAGUCUUCGAACGCCAGGAGUGAAACUUAUGUACUGGUCAGAUUCUGAUAAAAACUCUGGCCCAUUCAUUAAAAUUGAACCAGGGUCAGAUCUCCAGAUUAAAUGUUCUCACAGCACAUUUGUAAUUGACCCACUUACUGGCAAGGAAGCCGAGUUUUCUCUCAACCAGAGCUGUAUUGACGUGGAGAAGCUUCUGCUUAAAGCUAUAUGUUGUAAUAGAUAUACCCGUCUUCUUGAAAUUCAGAAAGAGCUUUUAAGGAAUGCUCGUAUUUGUCGAGCUCCAAGUGAUGUCAUCCUUCAGUCCCUCCUGGAUGAGCCUGGUAUUGAGGGAGGUAACACGGUAGAUUCUAAGGAACGAGUAGAGCCAGAGGUCUUACGUGUGCGAGCCUAUGGAUCUUCAUUUUUCACACUCGGGAUAAAUAUAAGGACUGGUCGGUUCCUUCUUCAGUCAUCCAAGAGUAUCUUGACCUCCUCCAUCUUGGAGGAAUUUGAAGAUGCAUUAAACCAAGGAAGUAUAUCUGCAGUUGAUGCCUUUAUCAACUUGAGAAGCAAAGGCAUUUUGCAUUUCUUUGCUGCUAUUGGCAAAUUUUUGGGUCUUGAGGUCUACGAACAUGGUUUUGGUAUAAACAAAGUUCCUAAAAGCCUCUUGGAUGGAUCAAGCAUUCUGACUUUGGGAUUCCCUGACUGUGAAAGCUCUCACCUUUUGCUCAUGGAGCUCGAAAAAGACUUCACACCAUUGUUUAAAUUAGUGGAAACUCAGAUGGAUGGUUCGGGAAAACCUCAGUCUUUCAAUGAUCCAAGCAAUAUUUUGCGAGCUAAGAAAAUUGAUAUAGGGCAGAUACGGAUUCUCGAAGAUGAUCUUAACUUGAUUACAUCCGAUGUGGUUAAAUUUGUAUCUUCAUCCUCAGAUGCUGAGGGCAUAAAUCAAGCAUCUGGACACCAUCAUCCUGGAUUGGUUGACGAUGCUUUGACAGAAAUGAGUGGAAGCCAGUUGAGUUUCUCCAGCAUUGUAGAUGAUGUGUUUGGACUUCAGAAAGAGACAUCGGCUCUUGUGUCAAGUGAUGGGCAUGGUUUCGUUCCCAAGAAUCUCUCUGCUGUUAAUGGCCCUGGAAAAGCUCCAAUGUUGACUAGCUACCAUUCAGAUUGCUUGUAUAAUCUACAGGGUCCCUUACAAUCUAGCUCUUUUAAUAUGUUAUCAUCUCCCCCUGGGAUGGGUUCAGCUAUGAAGAAGAUAGCCAUCUCUAACUCUGACCAGGAGUUAUCCAUGAUACUGUCUCCAUCCCUCGCUGCUGGGAACGGAGUCUCUGAGUCAGGCUCUAGACUGGUCACUGAAUCCUCAUUGUCCGCUCUUCCUCUAUCUCAAACAGCUGAUCUUGCAACAACAUCUGUUGGUCCUUUGUUGAGAAAAGAUCAGAAUCCCCGGAAACGUACAGCUUCAGAUUUGCUAAGAUUGAUCCCAUCCCUCCAGGGAGUGGAGGGUGUUGCUAGUCCCAUUAAGAGAAGAAAAACCUCUGAACUGGUACAGAGUGAAUUAGUGAAGAGUUGGAGCCCUGCAUCACAGACUUUAUCCACCGUGGCAACAUCAACAAAAACUAUAGGAUGCAGCUAUGGGAAUCUCAUAGCUGAAGCAAACAAGGGGAAUGCACCUUCAAGCGUUUUUGUCUAUGCUCUUCUCCAUGUUGUCAGGCAUUCUUCGUUGUCCAUAAAGCAUGCCAAACUAACUAGUCAGAUGGAGGCACUGGAUAUUCAAUAUGUUGAGGAAAUGGGACUAAGAGAUGCAUUUUCAGAUAUAUGGUUCCGUCUUCCAUUUGCUCAAAAUGAUUCCUGGCAACAUAUAUGCUUGCAGCUUGGUAGACCUGGAAGCAUGUGUUGGGAUGUGAAAAUAAAUGACCAACACUUUAGGGAUCUCUGGGAACUUCAAAAGGGAAUUAAAACCACACCAUGGGGAUCUGGAGUUCACAUUGCAAAUUCAUCUGAUGUUGAUUCCCAUAUCCGUUAUGACCCUGAAGGUGUAGUUCUGAGCUAUCAGUCUGUGGAAGCCGAUAGUAUAAAGAAGCUUGUGGCCGACAUACAGAGGCUUUCAAAUGCUAGAAUGUUCUCCCUUGGUAUGCGGAAACUACUUGGCAUAAAGCCAGAUGAAAAAACAGAAGAGUGCAGUGCUAAUUCCACUAUUAAAGGAUCUGCUGGAGGGAAAGGCAGUGGUGAGCCAGUAGAUAGAUGGAGAGCUUUCAAGAUUGAGGCAGUGGGAUUAACAAGCCUGUGGUUUAGCUUUGGUUCAGGCGUUUUGGCGCGUUUUGUUGUCGAGUGGGAAUCAGGUAAAGAUGGAUGCACCAUGCAUGUCUCUCCUGACCAACUAUGGCCACAUACAAAGUUCUUGGAAGAUUUCAUAAAUGGAGCAGAGGUAGAAUCUCUUUUGGAUUGCAUUCGCCUUACUGCUGGGCCUUUGCAUGCAUUAGCGGCCGCUACUCGCCCUGCCCGAGCUAGUACUGCCACUGGUAUGCCUGUCGUACCUGCUACAGCGUCUUCAAGACAAUCAAAUCAGAUACAACAAACUCAAGGAAUUGUUGCCCCUUCAACUUUAGCAGCUCCUAAUGCUACUGGCCAGUCUGUCUCAGCAACUUCAGGAAAUACUGUUGCUUCUUCUGCUCCAAGCCCACUCGGUGGAAGUUUCCAUGGAGUUGCAAUGCUAGCAGCUGCAGGGAGAAGCGGACCUGGCAUCGUUCCAAGCUCUCUCUUGCCAAUCGAUGUCUCUGUAGUACUCCGUGGACCCUAUUGGAUAAGGAUCAUAUACCGUAAACGUUUUGCAGUGGACAUGAGAUGUUUUGCUGGAGAUCAAGUCUGGUUGCAACCAGCAACUCCACCCAAGGGUGGUGCUUCUAUUGGAGGCUCCUUGCCAUGUCCCCAAUUCAGACCUUUCAUCAUGGAGCAUGUUGCUCAAGAGUUGAACGGAUUAGAACCGAAUUUGACAGGUAGCCAAGGAGCAACAAAUCCCAGCAGUGGAAACCCAACUGUUAACGGUGGGAACAGAGUUAACUUUUCCCCUUCUAGUGCAAUGUCAAGAGCCGCGAUGAAUCGUGUAGCCAGUGUUGCUUCAGGAUUGUCUGUGCGUAGAACACCAGGCACUGCUGUACCAGCACAUGUAAGAGGCGAGUUAAACACAGCGAUUAUCGGGUUAGGUGAUGAUGGUGGCUAUGGCGGAGGAUGGGUUCCUCUUGUGGCUCUGAAAAAGGUUUUGCGUGGUAUCCUUAAAUAUCUUGGAGUACUGUGGCUAUUUGCUCAGUUACCAGAUCUCUUAAGAGAGAUCUUAGGUUCAAUCUUGAAGGAUAACGAAGGCGCUCUCUUGAAUUUAGACCAAGAACAACCAGCCUUACGCUUCUUUGUCGGUGGCUAUGUAUUUGCGGUGAGUGUCCAUAGAGUUCAGCUCCUUCUUCAAGUCCUUAGCGUAAGGCGAUUCCAUCACCAGCAGCAACAACAGCAACAAAAUGGUUCUUCCGCUGCUGCUCAAGAGGAGCUAACCCAAUCCGAGAUUGGAGAAAUCUGUGAUUAUUUCAGCCGCCGUGUCGCAUCAGAACCGUAUGAUGCUUCAAGAGUUGCCUCUUUCAUAACACUCCUCACGUUACCCAUAUCGGUCUUGAGAGAGUUUCUGAAACUGAUAGCUUGGAAAAAAGGAUUAUCCCAAUCACAACAAGCUGGAGAGAUGGCUCCUGCACAGAGACCUCGAAUCGAGCUAUGUCUAGAGAAUCAUUCCGGUACAGAUCUAGACAACAAUUGUUCGGCUAAAAGCAAUAUCCAUUACGACCGGCCACACAACACGGUUGACUUUGCGCUAACCGUCGUUCUUGAUCCUGUGCACAUACCCCAUAUAAACGCGGCUGGAGGAGCAGCAUGGUUGCCUUACUGUGUAUCGGUUAGGUUAAGAUACACGUUUGGCGAAAAUCCUAGCGUGACGUUUCUUGGAAUGGAAGGAAGCCAUGGAGGUCGAGCUUGUUGGCAGCGAGUGGACGAUUGGGAGAAAUGUAAACAGAGAGUGAGUCGUACAGUGGAAGUCAACGGUUCUGCUGCAGGAGAUUUGACUCAAGGGAAACUCAAGUUGGUUGCAGAUAGUGUCCAAAGAACAUUGCAUCUAUGUCUUCAAGGUCUGAGAGAAGGUAAUAACAACAACAGUCUUCAAAAGGAAUUUACCAUAUAGAGAGGUCAAACUCUUGUCAGUUUUGGGAAAUUGUUAUAUCUUAAUGUGUACAUACGUAUUAUGCUGAUUUUUUUUUUCUUUUUCUAUUGGGACUUAGAAACAUGAUGUAGAAUGUAGACGUUGAAUUUUCCAGUAUAAGGAGGUUUUGCCUCGAUAUAUGGUUACCAAUCAAAAGACAAAGGAGCCCAGAAAAAAUGAGAAUUAAUUUG